AUAUUUUGUGUUUCCUUUGGUGUACAAGUACGACCAAUAUCUUAUUUGAAAGUACCUAAACGUUAAAAGUGAAAGUUUAUACAAUGUUUUCUUGUAAAUGCUAUACUAAAUAUUAACUAAUAUAAAUCUAAAAUUUAAUAAGCUGUUCUUCACUUUGUAAAAAUGGAAGAAGUACCUAUAAAUGGCGAUUUAAGGAAGAGAAAGUAUGAUGCUCACGAUGCAAACGAUAUUUCAUCCCUCAAAAAGGAAGCGACGUCUGAAGUAACCAAAUAUCAGCCUUCCAACAACAGCACAAUUGGUUUAAUUUUUAUAUCUCUUCUUUUGGACCUGCUCGCAUUUACGAUGAUUUUGCCUUUGCUACCAUCACUUUUGGACUAUUAUAAUAAAGAGGAAGGUCAUAAAACAACUUUAUACUCUUCUCUUUUAAAUGCUGUUCAAAGGUUUCAGAAAAUAACUGGUGCUCCUGAGAGAUUUGCCUCUGUUUUAUUUGGAGGUGCACUAGGAUCUUUGUAUAGUUUUUUACAAUUCUUGACAAGCCCAAUUGUAGGAAGCCUUUCUGAUGCUUAUGGAAGAAAGCCUUUAUUACUGUUAUGUCUGAUAGGAAUAGCCUUAUCUCAUGGCUUAUGGAGUUAUGCUAGUUCAUUCAGCCUAUUUGUGUUAGCUAGGUUUAUUGGUGGUUUAAGUAAGGCCAAUGUUAGUCUUAGCAUGGCAAUUGUAACUGAUGUUUCCACUGAUAAAAAUAGAGCUAGAGGCAUGGCUUUAAUAGGUUUGGCAUUUUCAAUUGGUUUUAUUGUGGGUCCUUUGGCUGGUGCUUGGUUUGCAAAAAACAAUGAUCAUUCCUGGGGCAUGUGGGGUGAACGACCUGCACUGUAUGCUCUGUCCCUAUCUGUUGCAAAUAUACUUCUUGUCACUUUUUGUAUACCAGAAACAUUAUCAAAGGACAAAAGAACGUCACUAUCUCUAAGCCUAUCAAAAUCCCUUGAUUAUGUGUCCCCGUGGCAUUUAAUGAGAUUCAGUGCUGUGAAAAACUUAACUCCCAAACAGAGCAAAGUUCUGUAUAAGUUGGGUUUAAUUUACUUUAUCUAUCUCUUUAUUUAUUCGGGACUUGAGUUUACUCUCACAUUUUUGACGCAUCAUACAUUUAAAUACACUGCCAUGCAGCAGGGUAAAAUGUUUCUAGUGAUAGGUGUUAUUAUGAGUGUCCUACAAGGAGGUGCGUCACGGCGUCUAGGCGCGCGCGGUGCUAUACGCGCGGCUCAACUUGCAUUGGUUUUGACUCCACUCUCCUUCUUAUGUGUCGCACUAGCCGCUGUCCAGCGACCAGCUCUCAUGAGCCCUCUCGCUUGGUUAUGGGCGGGGCUUGUAAUAUUUGCUCUGUCAACGGCUUUUGCGGUAUCUUGUAUGACGUCCAUGGCGGCGUCUCAUUCACCUGAAGACUCCCGAGGGGCCGUUUUGGGCACAUUACGAUCUCUCGGAGCCCUAGCUCGCGCCGCCGGUCCUUUAAUUGCUUCUACAGUAUAUUGGUGUUCAGGCGCAGCUGUCACCUACACCAUCGGUGCGGUAAUUCUUAUCAUUCCAGCUGUUAUGUUGUGUAGACUUAAAACGUAAACCUUCAAAAGGUUCUGUAUUAUUUUUCACUGCCAACAAAUUUGUUUAAUUUUUUUUUAUAUGAAACACAUGAACUUUGUAUGAGAACUUCAAUUCUAAAAUAUUUCAAUUUUUUGUUGUUCUUGCGAUGUAAUAACGAAAAUAUAAAUAUUUUUUAUUUAGUAAGUUUUAGAGUCGAGGUUUAGUGGGAAUAACAUAUGUAUAAGUCUCGACGCUGAAUUUUAUUUCUAAAUAAAAAAAUAUGUUAUAGAUUAUACAAAUUGUUGUUUUGGCUUAGGUUUGCAUUAGGGGCCGUUUAAGUAUUAGGUAAGCACAAUGGGGGGUCUGCCGUCUGCGUUUUUCUUAUUAGGUGAUGACUUCCACAGUAAUUAUUUACUUUUUUACACAUAUUAAUUACCAUUGUCAUUGUCUAUGCAUAUGUCUAAGCCAUAGACUUAGUAUAUACUAAGUCUAUGGUCUAAGCAUAGUAUUGUCUAUGCUUGAAAACGAAACGAACGAUUUAUAUUCGAGGGUUCCUACAAAAUGAAUACGUUUUUCUCUAUUAUUUAUGAGUUCUUUGCUUACUUUUGUUGACAAGAGGAAGGCGGAGGAGAGGGAGGAGAUAAAUUGCUGAAUAUCUGCUUACGUAAUACUUGAAUGGCCUUAUAUGAAGCUAUUCAAUGUGGAAUCAUUUAAGAGUUUUGUAAUUUUAUCGACGACGAACAAAAAUCAUUUAUCUAAGCCCGUUGAUUUAUUUAUAUUUAAAAUGUAUGUGUGUUGUAUCUUUAACUGUGUGAUCGUUUUAUUUAAAUUUCCGAAGUAUUAAAUUAUUAUUUGAAGUAUUUAGUAGGUUAAAUUUGAGCAAAUAUGAGUACAGUUAAGUACUGACUGAAAUAAAAGACUAUUUGUAGUAUUGCUAGUAAAAAUUUGUAAGAUUAAAAAUUAUUAUCACAGACAAACGAAAGAUGUCAUAAUCUUGUAAUAAAAUAAUCCGAAUAUUUGUAUAAUAUUUUUAUAAACAGUAAUUAUAAGCCGUGUUAAAUAUUUAUUAAUUUCGUUAUAUAACUGUUUGUUUAAAACAUUUCGAGACUUUCAUAUUAACUAUGUAUUUAUAAUUAACAUUAUGGUAUCUGGGGCCUAGACAAAAACGAUAUGUGGAAGGCGUGACCAACAUACGAUCCUUUUAUCAAUAUAAAUCAAGACAAACGAUAAAAUUGAGAUGAUGUCAUUUCAUAAACUACAGAUAGGUUUUUAUUUUGAGAGUUGUUUACGUUAUUUGAAUGUUUACAGUUUUUCUUAUAUACGUAUUUCAGAUGUUUUACCUUUUUAAAAAUAAUAUAUCAGUAUUAAAGUA
Pieris rapae (cabbage white) is the source of this 2941-nucleotide messenger RNA. RefSeq names its product major facilitator superfamily domain-containing protein 10 (gene rtet). Gene Ontology annotation, biological process: transmembrane transport. Gene Ontology annotation, molecular function: transmembrane transporter activity. The transcript is spliced from 8 exons. NCBI's taxonomy places the organism in Eukaryota, Metazoa, Arthropoda, Insecta, Lepidoptera, Pieridae. Gene Ontology annotation, cellular component: brush border membrane. The record is from RefSeq and is a predicted model, not a curated record. The coding region runs from base 163 to 1608 and encodes 481 amino acids.